AAGCUAUUUUUAUCUUUCAUUCAGCCAGGCCCAAACCAGAGAGACCCCCUUCUCUCUCUUUCUGCUCCUUCUGGAUCUCUCCUCUCCUCCUGUCCUGGAGAAACUUCUGGAUUUCUGACCACAGCGUUAAGACCGGGAGAGGCGGCCAGCUCGGAGGUAGAUAUCUGAACAGGAGUCAAACAAAUAGCGACUGUAGAGUGAAGAAGAGGAACCAGCGAGGCCGACAUGGCGCUGCUCUGCUACAAUAAAGGCUGUGGACAGAAGUAUGAGGCUGACAAGAACAAGGACGAUUCCUGCCGCUUCCACCCUGGAGUCCCCAUCUUCCACGAUGCUCUGAAGGGCUGGUCCUGCUGUAAGAAAAGGACGACAGACUUCUCAGAGUUUCUCUCCAUCAAGGGCUGCACCCGCGGGCGCCACAGCAACGAGAAGCCCCAGGAGCCUCUGCGGCCGGAGGUGACAUCAAAUAAGGGGGACAUCAAACACACCAACGGCCAGGAGAUAAUCUACCAGGGACCCAAAUCUGCAGAGAAACUGCAGAAAGAGAGACCCAGCUCAGACGAGCCCAUGACCAAGCUGCCCCCGAAAGUGUCAGCGUCGCUGGCUCAGGUGCUGGAGAAACUGGAAAUCAGUCAGAAAACAGAGAAAGAGCAGAAAGAGAGUCAGAUGGUCAUGCCUGGGACAAGAUGCAAGAACACAGGAUGCAAAACAGUCUAUCAAGGCCCAGAGACAGACAUGGAAGUCUGCACCCACCACCCCGGUGCACCCGUCUUCCACGAGGGGUACAAGUACUGGAGCUGCUGCUGCAUAAAGACAAUAGACUUCAACGCUUUCCUCGACCAGAAGGGCUGCACCACAGGGAAACACCGCUGGAUCCCAAAACAGGACAAGAAGAAGGUGGCGUGUCGACAUGAUUGGCACCAGACUGGGAAUAGUGUCGUUGUGACGAUUUACGCCAAGAACGCAUACCCUGAAUUGUCCUGCAUAGAGGUCAACCGGACAGUGCUCUCAUGUCAGAUCCAGUUUGAGAACAAUAAGAUUUUCAAGAGAGAAUUCCACCUGUGGGGGGUGAUCAAUGUCAAAAAGUGCUCGGUCAACAUGGUCCCGUCCAAAGUGGAGAUCUCCCUGUGUAAGGCCGACCAGGUGGCCUGGGGCAAACUGGAGGACCCCAACUACAAGCCGGAGCCAGAGCCCGUGGAGGACUCCUUCACCGAGAACGAGUCUUACCAGCAAGACUGGGACAUCGACGACGACGACAUCAGCGACUCGGACGAGGAGUGGGCCUACGACACGCCGGAGAAUAAAAAGCAGAACCAGGACAGAGAUGAGCAGAUGAAGACAGAGGAAGAGAAGCAGAAUUUACAGAGAAAGGAAGUGGAGGAGGAGAUGAAGAGAGCGAUGGAGGAGAGGAAGAAGGCGGAGGAGGAGAAGAAGAAGCUAGAGGAGCAGAGAAGGCAGGAGGAGGCAGAAGGAUAUGAAGACAUGCCCGAUCUUGAGUAAACGAGGUGAUGAUCAAAUCUUAUUUGGUUGAAAAAAAUAAUUGAUUGAAUUAAAUUUUUGUAAUGAGACAAACCAAAGUUGUACUUUGGAAACAAUUAAUUUCCAACUCCAUGUUUUGUACAACCACUUUCUAACUUUGGAGGUCCUCCAGAGGAAAUAUAAGAGGUUGAUUCUCUUGAAGCAGUCAGUUAGAUAUUUGGUUGACAUACACACUGGAUCCUUAUAUUUAUUUAAUAUAAUGCUUGACAUAGUGAUGUCUUUGUCCUCAAAUGUGAACAUACUCAGACACCACUGGAUGCAACUUCAAUACAACAAAUAAAGACUUUUUCUAUGUCUGUU
Lates calcarifer (barramundi perch) is the source of this 1836-nucleotide messenger RNA. RefSeq lists its product as uncharacterized. The record is from RefSeq and is a predicted model, not a curated record. The transcript has 11 exons. The coding region runs from base 226 to 1497 and encodes 423 amino acids. NCBI's taxonomy places the organism in Eukaryota, Metazoa, Chordata, Actinopteri, Centropomidae.